UAUUGAAGAUAAUUAAUGAACUUCUAAAAUUGAUUUGUACGACUGUGUACAUAGUAAAGAUGGAAGAAAUACAUAAUUUAAAGAACUAAAUUACUAAAUAUAAACUUAAUUGAGUGAAUAAGCUUGUACUAAGCAUGCAAUGCUAAUAAAUUAUGUAGUAAACGGAGAAUACGAACUAUAAAUAGGUACUUAUCGCCGAAAAAUCUUAAUAGUUUACUUAAUUAAAAUAUCUAUAACAAUGGAGCGAAGUCGACUGUUGUGAUUUCUCACAAGAGGGCUUUCACAAAAUAAAAUUUUAGUUUACAUGCCCAUUGUGCAAUUCUGUAUAUUUGUGAUGGGGUGCUUGCAUAGCAAAAAAGAACCUUCAGAAUUACACCCUAAUGUUUUUCGCGUUGUAAACAUUGAUGAAAACGGUGACGACUUAUGUUCCGGUCAGCUGGAGAUAACAGAAUCUGACAUCAUAUUGUACAGAGUUGGAAGAGAUUCUACAGUAUGGCCACUACAUUCUCUUAGAAGAUAUGGAUUUGAAGGAGAUUUAUUUAGUUUCGAAUCAGGCAGAAGAUGUGAAACUGGUGAAGGAAUAUAUGCUUUUAAAUGUAGAAGAGCAUCUUUAUUGUUUCGAAAAUUACAGCAACAAAUUCAACUACGUAAUAUUGUCCAUGAUUCGGUUGCAUAUCCAGGAUCAAGACUAACGCCACCACCUCAAGGGCGACAAACUCUACAAGCCACAGUUAUUCAUCGCUCCUCCAUAGACAAUGGACAACCAGAAGCACAGUCUGCAAUAAUCCAUAAUCUUUCAAACAUUACUUCUAAUUCUGAUGUCCUAAGACACGUAAAUCUAAAUACUACACCUAGAUCUCCUUCAAGUGCUGACAUAUUAGAGGUCACGCCUUUAUAUCCCCGACCCCAAUCGAGCAGUAGUCAUGUAACAAAUGUUUAUCAAUUCAGUGAAUUCAAAAGAGAACACAACAACAACCAAAAUGAAACAGCUGUUGAUUCUCGACAUGUAUAUUGUAAUGAUUUGAACAGAGAUUUAGCAGUACUUAGAAGUACUCUAAAACAGACUUCAGCUUUAAAUACAAUGAAAGAAAUAGAAGAUGAAACUCUUUUUCUUGAAAAUAGGUAUAUGAAUAACAACCAAAAGGAGAAACAUUUAUCUCCAACAUUAAGUGUUAGCAGUGAACAUUAUGCCCAGCUUAGCCUAGAGCGACAAGAGGCAGGUCGACUUUAUAUGAACAUUGCACCUAAUGAGGCAAACAUUGAGGGAAAUAAGAAUGAACUUAUUAACGCUAUUCAUAAACAAGUAGAAUAUUGUAAUUUGGCCAUGAGUGGUAAACCGGAACUUAACACAUAUGCUAACUUAGCUUUAGGAGACCUGGGAGACAUUGUUAAAAAUAUUAAAUUAACUUUUUCGACAGAUCGUAAGCAAAAUUUUUCUGAAUCCGAUACAAUAACCUCCAUUUCUCCCGUGGAAGAAUUAGAAGUUAAUUAUGCUAUUUUAGAUAUUGAAUCCAACAAAAAUAAUGCAAGAACAACCAAAGAUAACUUAAUAACUUCUGAAAAUAAUUCAAAUACUAGUUCGAAAAAUGAAAGUAUUUUUUCCGGUUCGUCUCAACCACACGGACGUCUCAUGUCACAGUGCAGCGUUGAGAAAAAUAUACCAACAAAUGUACCGCCUGCAGCAAUAGGAUAUACUACCAUAGAUUUUGAUAAGACUGUUGCAUUAACUUCAGUAGCGGCAUGCACUGAUGUAAUUGAUAUUGAUGGAAAUCGUAAAACGCGGCACAACUCUAUAAACCUAAUAUGUGGAAGUCCAAGUAUGGAUAAAAAUAAGUAGCAUAAACGUAUAUAUUUUUUAGGCAGCUUUCAUGUAGAAGAAGAAAUAAUCGGGUGUUACAUAUAAAAUAAAUCAAAUCAAAUGUUUUGGUUUAAAUAGUCUUGUGGUGCCAAAUGCAAUGUUUUUAGUUUUUAUUACAAAUUAACUAUAAUAAUAUAUAAGUUUUAUGGUGUGUUAGUGAAUCAAUAUCACUGUUCGAUGUAAAUAGCUAGAUAUUUGAAAAAUACGCAUCCGUUGAAGAGAAUCGCACGCUACAUAACUGAGGAAUGGCAAGUCUGUUUAAUUUAUGAAAAAAUCUGCCCUAAAUAGCUAUGAAUGAUUGAUAUUAAGUUAUAGACAUAGUUCCUAAAUUAUUAAUUGAAUUAAUACGGUGAAUAGGAAGAGGACAGGCCUAGAAAGCAGGUAGUAUGUAAUUAUAAUUGUAAAUGCUUGUUAUACUUUACAAUUACCUUUACAAGAAAUGAAACAUCAACUUACUAGUAUGACCAAGAUAUUCUGAUGUUUAUGUUAUUAUAAUCAUGAUUCGUUUUCCAUAAAUGGUAUGGUUAAUUAUUCCUUUACGCUCCGUAUUAGCGAUGUGCGUUUCCAAGAUACGUAAGUCGAUUAUUUUGCCUGUAAAAGCAUUUCGAUAAUUUUAUCCCCCGUGUAUGAGACAGUUAAGAGUUUAAGGUAUACCGACGUUGAUUCAACGUCAGACAGUCAAUUCAUUAAUCAAAAACAUAGUUUAUAACUCGGAAACGCCCAUCGCUAUUUUGUAUUGUUAAAUGUGUAAAUAGUAAAUUAAGUAAAAAAUAUACCAAAGUAGUUUUACCAAAUAUAUUUAUAGAAAAAAUA
Bombyx mandarina (wild silkworm) is the source of this 2671-nucleotide messenger RNA. RefSeq lists its product as uncharacterized. Gene Ontology annotation, cellular component: cytoplasm. The record is from RefSeq and is a predicted model, not a curated record. Lineage: Eukaryota; Metazoa; Arthropoda; Insecta; Lepidoptera; Bombycidae. Gene Ontology annotation, biological process: fibroblast growth factor receptor signaling pathway. Gene Ontology annotation, molecular function: transmembrane receptor protein tyrosine kinase adaptor activity; fibroblast growth factor receptor binding.